GUCGCCGUGCGUGAGCAUGUUCUUCUCGAAAACCAUGAUGAAGGCUCUGAAAUUCACCCAGCAACCACGGCAGAGGACAGACGCUCGAGCGGAGGAGCUGCGCUGCUUUACGCUGAGGACGUGAGGUCGGUUCGUCGGUCACACAGAGGAAACUACGACACGGAUCACCGGAUGACGUUCCCUAUUGGUGAAAAGUGAUUAUUGAAGUCACUGUGGUCCAAUCAUCAACUGGCAUUUUGCGCAAGCCCCGCCCAUCGAAGUGGCUCGCGGGUGGGGAACUAUGGUUUUCGGCUGUCGGGGCGAAGUCGGAUCCGUUGAAGUGUAGCGCAGCAUGAUGGCGCUGCUCUUGGACACCAGACUGCUGUUGAGGAGAGUUCAAGAUCUGAGGAGUCUGACGCCCAGGCGACACCGGGUGAAAGACAAAUGGGCUGCUACACGUCCCAAAUACCCCCCCACCAGUCUGGCCCUGCAGCACUUUGAUGCCACCUACAGUGUCCAGCUGGGGCAGCUGUGGCCAUCAGUGAGGGUCGCCCUGCUCUCCGAGAGAAAGUAUGGAGCCCUGCUCAACAAUUUCUCCAGUGAUGACGAUGUCCUGGCAGACCUACGAGCCAAGGGAUGCAGCGACUUUAUCAACGACACAGACACAGAGGCUCAGCUAGGCUUGAAGCAAGACUCUGAGUCUGUGGUGCAGGAGGAAUCAAAGGAGGAUGCUGUGAAGAAAUCUGAUGUUGACGGUCAGCAGCUGUCUCCCCUAAAACUGAGUCCUAACAUUAAGUGUGCAGUGUUUCCAAGAGGGGAUAUCACACGAUUCAAGCCUGCCAGACCAGACAUGUACAGGUUGUUGGGCUACUACCUGCUGGACGCGGCUUCUGUGCUGCCUUGUCUUGCACUGAAUGUUCAAGAGGGUCAUUAUGUUCUUGACCUCUGUGCUGCUCCAGGAGGCAAGGCGCUGGCUAUUCUUCAGGCCCAGGCUAUCAGGUUUUUAUGUGUAAAUGAUACCUCUGCGUCUCGGACAACACGACUGAGACAGGUCCUACACAGCUACGUUCCCAAGGAGUUCUUGAACGAAAAGAACCUACGCAUCACUUCUUUUGAUGGCACCAAGUGGGGGGAAAUCGAAACAAACACUUUCGACAGAGUGCUCGUUGACGUUCCCUGCACCACCGACAGACAUUCACUAACGGAGGACGACAACAACAUAUUCAAUAAGACCAGGACUGGAGAGAGACGGAGGCUGCCACAAGUACAGCUGGAGCUGCUGUUGGCGGGAAUCCAAGCAGCAUGUCCAGGUGGGGAGAUCAUGUACUCCACCUGCACGCUCUCUCAGAUCCAGAACCUGCGUGUGGUGGAACAGGCCAUCCACCUGGCAAAAGAGAAGCAUAACAUCACCCUUGAGGUUGUCGAUCUGCGACCCCUCACACACAUGUUCAGGAAAACCUUUCACUUCGCCCCCACUCUCCACCUGGGUGAGAUGGUCAUCCCACAUUUAGCCGCUAACUUCGGGCCAAUCUACAUGUGCAAGCUGAGGAGGCUGACGUAGACUCACGCCAAUUGAUGAACAGCUCUGUCUAAAAGAUUGUGGACUUCUGGACCCACAAGUGUUGACUGACUCGCUGCUACCAGAGGAAUACUUAUUUACAUUUAAAAACUGUACCCGUUGGAGCCCAGUAGAUGGAUUUGGAUGCUGACUUAUUUCAGCUUUGGAGUCAAUUAAAUAUCAGGUUGACAGACAUGUGAACUGCGGACACACUGGACACCUGCAAUAGUUUUGGAGGCUUUUGGACAAUUGUAAGCCGAGAGGAAAUUUCAAUCUUCUUGGAAUUUUUGAAUAGUGAUUUAAGCCAUUUUUUUCCGACACAAUAGAAAAUACAAGAGGACUGGAACCAGCUUUGUGCUGUGUAUCUCACUUGCAGUUUUGUUUUUGCCCCAUAGAUGGCAACAGUAACUAAAGAGUAAAGGCAUCCUGUAUGUCGUGUGCCCACUAGAGGACACUAAGCUUUAAUAUCUGUCGAGCUCACAGGAACUUCUUUACGUACAGUUUGUCCUGAUGCAUGGAAAUGAAUGUUUCAGGUUGUGGAAUCACAUUCUUUCAGAAUUACCCGCUAUCUUUAACUCUCCAGUGAAAAUGGCUUUGGCUUCUUCUAUGGUUUAUUCAUCAGGUUUGAUGACUUUGCCUAAUAAUGCAGUGGGAAGAGGGCAUAAUGAACAGGCAGGUAAUGACGUCUUUGACCAUUUGGCUUGUCAAAUCUGCAUCUAUGCGAAUUUCAUUAUUUCAGCAGGAUUGACUCUGUUUUGCAUUGACAUCACCCAGAGGUGAAGUGCUUCCUCUUAUCACAACCUAAUUUGAGCACAGAGGUGCCUCUUUUCCCAUCACACCGCCGAUGACCCUUUGUUUUGUCCUGUGCCUAGGCAAUGUAGCAUGAAAAAGGUGUGUGUGUGUGUGUGUGUGUGUGUGUGUGUGUGUGUGUGUGUGUGUGUGUGUGUGUGUGUGUGUGUGUGUGUGUGUGUGUGUGUGUGUGUGUGUGUGUGUGUGUGUGUGUGUGUGUGUGUGUGUGUGUGUGUGUGUGUGUGUGUGUGUGUGUGUGUGUGUGAUGAGUCCAAUGAGUCCACCAACCACAUCCCACUGUCAUUAAGCUGCUCCAAGUGCAGGAGCCGACUUUUAUUUCCCCACCCGUGUUCAGGCAUGGAAGCCAGCCAUGCGGCUCCCAGAUGAACAUUAAAGAGGCAGCAAAGAGCUAAAAUAGGAUGUGCCGCCCUGUUUUGCCCCUGUGCUUUCGUAUUCCACAGAUGAGUGCAGAUAAUUUUCUGUGCGAUUGUGAGUGAUUACUGUAUUACUGCGGUAAAAGGGGGAUGUAUCGGGGAAUGCAGAGGGAAUUAAUGACACAUAAAAACUAUUUUUAUAUUGACUGCUUUCGUCUCCAGGGUGUUGAAUGCCUCUCCGCACAUCUUGUGAUUACCUAAACAUAUUGUAAAUAUGUGUUUCCUAUGGGCUCUUACAUAAAUUUACAUGUUUUAACACUCAGGAGACGGCAGUGUGUUGAGAUGACUUACUCUCUAUUCUCCUGUCUGUAGACUCGACUGGCUGCCCGCUUUAUUAUUGAAUUUGCCAAUGAAGCGCUGUCCAUUUGCGUCCCUGUGUGUAAGCCUAUGUUAGGGAGAUGUAUGCUGUGUAUUAUAAAGAUGAAUAUUAUGGAUUUAACUACACAACCAUGCUUCUGUUGUGUCUUCGGAUACAAAUGUUGAUUCAUUUUUGUCAAUAAAGAUGCAACACAUCGUCA
Molecule: messenger RNA, 3278 nt
Organism: Scophthalmus maximus (turbot)
Lineage: Eukaryota; Metazoa; Chordata; Actinopteri; Pleuronectiformes; Scophthalmidae
Gene: nsun4
Product: NOP2/Sun RNA methyltransferase 4
Exons: 8
Coding region: 332-1540 (402 amino acids)
Biological process (GO): rRNA methylation
Cellular component (GO): mitochondrial large ribosomal subunit
Molecular function (GO): methyltransferase activity
Source: RefSeq, a predicted model, not a curated record